GCUCGAGUGCCAAAGCAGUCUUGGAGCAGCUGGCUGCAGGCGAUGGGGGAAAGCGACUCUCAAGAGGCGCUGCGGCCUUUCAUUGAAGCGGAAAGGGAGUUUGUGCAGCUGCAGUCAGCCGGGGACCAUGACGGCGCCGUGCGCUGCCUGGAAGCUGUGCUGCGCGCGGAGCAGGCGACGGUGCAGCGAAUGCCGGACACCAUGCUGUCCACGCUCUUUGAGCGCUUGGCGGUAGGCUACAACACCCUGGGCAUGAAGCACUUGAAGGACAACAACACUGAUGUGUCCUGCAAGUUCUUUGAGAAGGCAGAGGCGCUGACAGACCCAGCCAAUUUGCAUAUGAACCCCGAGUCGCGCCUUGUUUUGAGAGCGGUGACCUACAACAACAUGGGCUGCUUCUACAAGAGCUUUGGGAAGCUACACACGGCCCUGCAGUAUCUCAAGAAAGCUCAAAAGAUUGAGGAGAAGUCGCAGGGCAGAUGCCAGAACCCUGCAGGCACACACCUGAAUCUUUGCGCUCUUCUGUCUCAGAUGGGUAAGCACCAGGAGGCCCUGCAACACGCAGACAAGGCCCUCAAAAAGCUGGAGGCUGCCCAGUCACAGCCUCCCAAGGAACCGGAGGGCUUGCCCCCGGGUGGCAGCACCAACAGUGAGAGCUUGAUAUGUGUUGCAUACUUCAACAUGGGCGCUGAAUACGAGCACCUGAAGAAGCCAAGUGAAGCAUUAUGGCACUAUCAGAGAGCGUACGACAGCUGCCUACAGGAGCUGGGGGAAGAGCAUCCCCUGAGCCAACAGAUCAAUGCCUGCGUGGAGCAGCUGCAGCAAAGGGCGAAGCCAAAAGCUGCAAAGCCCUGAGCCUUCGUUUCACAAAUUGCGGGUCUUGCACCAAGCCUGACCUUGGCGUUCAGCUAUUGUGACCCGUGCCGUUGCUUUGCUU
Messenger RNA from Effrenium voratum, 937 nucleotides. Lineage: Eukaryota; Dinophyceae; Suessiales; Symbiodiniaceae. The record is from the annotation of a GenBank genome assembly.